Messenger RNA from Aspergillus nomiae NRRL 13137, 1875 nucleotides. RefSeq names its product deoxyribodipyrimidine photo-lyase PHR1. The transcript is spliced from 2 exons. The coding region runs from base 1 to 1875 and encodes 624 amino acids. Gene Ontology annotation, biological process: circadian regulation of gene expression; entrainment of circadian clock by photoperiod. NCBI's taxonomy places the organism in Eukaryota, Fungi, Ascomycota, Eurotiomycetes, Eurotiales, Aspergillaceae. Gene Ontology annotation, molecular function: DNA binding; FAD binding. Gene Ontology annotation, cellular component: cytoplasm; nucleus. The record is from RefSeq and is a predicted model, not a curated record.
AUGAGAAGGAUUUCCCCAGUCAUUGGGCUUUCACGCGUUACAUUGCUCUACUCCUCUACUCUCUCAUCGCGAUCUCGGUCUACGCUGACACCCACCAUCGUUCGCAACAUGCCUCAAAAGCGCAAGCCAUCGCAAAAUGUGACCAGAGAAAAUGGAACGAACAGCACCUCACACUCUAACAAACGGGGAAAGGCCGAUCUAUCAUCACCGCAUCCCAAUGCGCGACAAGCGGAAGAAUUCGGCAUAGUCUUGCGACAGUUUUACCCGCCCGAGAUGAGCAACGAGCGAUGCCAAGCCUACAACGACGGCACGCUGGAACGACCAAUGGAGGCACUGAAUAGGGUCUGUGAAGAAACGGUGGAUGCCCGUCUAUCAAUUCGGCCGAAUGCGGCCGUGGUUCAUUGGUUCAAGUCCGAUCUCCGAUUGCACGAUAAUCGUGCCUUGCGGAAGGCAUAUGAGCUUGCGCGCGAACAUUCCAUCCCUCUUAUCGCGCUCUACAUUCUCUCGCCCGAGGAUCUCACAGCGCACUUGAGCAGUCCCGCGCGGGUGGAUCUGACGUUGCGGACUUUGGAGCAAUUGAAGCGGGACCUGGGCGAGUUGGACAUUCCUUUGUACAUGGAAACGCAGGAGAAACGGAGGGGUAUACCACAGCGCAUUAUUGAUCUAUGUCAGGAGUGGGGUGCCAAUCAUCUGUUUGCAAACAUUGAGUACGAAGUUGACGAGCUGCGUCGAGAGGCGAAGCUGGUUCGGUUGUGUGUCGAGAACGGUAUUGCCUUUGACUUGCUCCACGAUACCUGUGUUGUUCCGCCGGGUUUACUCAGUAGUCAACAGGGGAAGCAGUAUGCUGUAUACAGUCCAUGGUUUCGCGCAUGGCAGGUGUUUCUUAUGGAUAAUCCAGAUUAUCUGGAAGCGUCAGAAGAGCCUGGCGCCAAUCCUGGUAAUACUCGGAAAGUCUUUAAAAGCCUUUUCGAAAGCGAGAUACCCGGAGCACCGGAUAAUAAGGGAUUGUCCGACGAAGAGAGGGAACAUUUUCGUGAACUAUAUCCAGCGGGAGAACACGAGGCUUUAGAUCGCCUCGAACGGUUUUUGGAGGAGAAAGCCACGGACUACGAUGAUAUGCGGAAUUCACUAUGCAAGCAGACCACAUCAGUUCUGAGUCCGUACUUUGCGUCUGGAUCGUUGAGUGCCAGAACCGCAGUGGCUCAAGCUAAGAAAGCGAACAAAAAUCAACUGGACCGGAAUGACCUUGGCUUUGUAUCUUGGAUUAGUGAGGUGGCAUGGAGGGACUUUUACAAACAUGUGCUGGUUCAUUGGCCGUUUAUAUGCAUGAACAAAUGCUUCAAGUCUGAAUUUACAGACCUUGAAUGGGAGUACAAUGAGGACUAUUUUAAUGCGUGGUGCGAGGGUAAAACCGGAUACCCCAUCGUCGACGCUGCCAUGCGACAGAUAAAUAGCGUCGCCUGGAUGCACAACCGAUCUCGCAUGAUCGUGGCCUCGUUUCUAUCAAAGGAUUUAUUGAUAGACUGGCGACGUGGAGAGCGGUACUUCAUGGAACACCUCAUCGAUGGCGACUUCGCCUCUAACCACGGCGGCUGGGGGUUCGGUUCCAGCACUGGAGUUGAUCCGCAACCAUACUUUCGCAUUUUCAAUCCACUACGCCAGAGCGAGCGAUUUGACCCGGAUGGUGAGUAUAUCCGGCGCUGGGUACCGGAGCUGCGCGAAAUCCAGGGAUCGGCUAUUCAUGAUCCGUAUGAGCGCGGCGCGGGCGACCUCGCUGAGAAGAAUGGAUACCCGGGACCGAUUGUGGAUCAUGCGACGAGACGGGCACUCGCCCUGGAUCGCUAUAAGAAGGCUGCUGGUGGAAAUUCUAAGUAG